Molecule: messenger RNA, 1430 nt
Organism: Microtus oregoni (creeping vole)
Lineage: Eukaryota; Metazoa; Chordata; Mammalia; Rodentia; Cricetidae
Gene: Lat2
Product: linker for activation of T cells family member 2
Exons: 13
Coding region: 127-738 (203 amino acids)
Biological process (GO): B cell receptor signaling pathway; calcium-mediated signaling; B cell activation
Cellular component (GO): plasma membrane
Source: RefSeq, a predicted model, not a curated record
GCCUUGCCUGCUGCCCGCCAGAGUCUGUGGUGUUGGCAUCAGCUUGGGCAGGUGUGCUGGCACAGGAUGGGUUGGCCAUGGUGAGGAACCCCACUCUCAGCUUUGCAGCCCCCUCCCCAAGCCGACAUGAGUGACAAGUUGGAGCUGCUGUGGCCAUUGUCAGUACCAAUGCUGUUGCUGUUGGGGGCCACAGCCUGGCUGUGUGCCCGCUGCUCCCGCCCAGGGGUGAAGAGAAAUGAGAAAAUCUACGAGCAGAGGAACCAGCAAGAAAACGAACAGAGUUUUACCCUGGCUCAGACCUACUCCCUGGCCAGACCAGUGUGGCCAGGACCCCUGAGGGACACAGCUUUGGACAAGCCAUCUGAAAGGAAGAACAAGCUGCUGUUCUCUCACCUCGAAGGUCCUGAGUCCCUUAGGUACCAGAACUUCUACAAAGGCAGCAGUCACGAGCCCGAUGAGACCUAUGUAGACCCCAUCUCCACAGACUACUACAACUGGGGAUGUCCGCAGAAACCCCCAGAAGAGGAUGACUCCAACUCCUACGAGAAUGUGCUCAUCUGCAAGCCCAGCGCCCUGGACUCCGGUGGCGAGGACGCCGAGGAUUACCAGAACUCACUAUCCAUCCGAGAAUGGAGAGAAUCCAGGAGGACUGUGGGUGCACCCGUGUUCCCAUCAGGGAGCCCAGAUGAGGAGCCAGAUUACGUGAACGGGGAUGUGGCUGCUGCCGAGAACAUCUAGGGGAGAAUCAAUCGGAAGAAGGUCCCGAGGGAAUUGUGAUUUGAAGCAUUCAUUGCCUGCUGAAGCCUGCUUGCCAGGAACGCUCAAGCUUCAGACCUGGCUGUGGCUGCUCUUGGGAGACGUUCCAGAACACCCUGACACACAGCCUGGGAGACCCUGGGACUCACCAGGGCUGCAACCUCCAAGCAAUGCCCUGAACUUUUCUGGGGACAAAGCAGGUGCCUGGGGACAUUGGCUGUGCUAACUGGAGGGAAGCUGCGUCCCCAGUACCACAUCUAAAACUUGGCACAACAAAAUCACUCACAUUGGUCUCAAGCUUGCAGUCUUCCAGCCUCAGCCCUAGUGCUGGGAUCACAGGGUGUAUCACUACCUUGUAUCUUUUUUCCUUGUUUGAACCUCAAAUUGCUUAUGAAUGUUGGUUUCUGGUCAUGUUACCUGUUUCUAUGGUUAACUUCUAUUGUUGGAGCCAUAUUUAAUAGUGUCAAUGUCAGGGGGACUUCCUGUCUUUCAGAGAGCAUUACAUGAACUAACUUUAACAGAUGAAUGAGGUGUAGGGUAACCUUGGGUCUCCUUGUUCUCUUAGUGGGCUCCAGUCUGCUCAGAUUUAUCGCCCAUUCCUGCAGGGACCUUGUGGGUCAGUGAUAGGGAAACAAAACUGGUCCUCACCAACCAUCAAUAAACCACGAGUUCAA